This is a messenger RNA of Lacerta agilis (Sand lizard), 1698 nucleotides long. It is a transcript of the gene RBPJL, whose product is annotated as recombination signal binding protein for immunoglobulin kappa J region like. Lineage: Eukaryota; Metazoa; Chordata; Lepidosauria; Squamata; Lacertidae. Gene Ontology annotation, biological process: regulation of transcription by RNA polymerase II. Bases 39 to 1538 code for a protein of 499 amino acids. Gene Ontology annotation, molecular function: DNA-binding transcription activator activity, RNA polymerase II-specific; RNA polymerase II cis-regulatory region sequence-specific DNA binding. The transcript has 10 exons. Gene Ontology annotation, cellular component: nucleus. The record is from RefSeq and is a predicted model, not a curated record.
CACAGGCCAGUGGAGGAAUCCAGCAAUCAAUGUGAUACAUGAGGCUGCUGAUCAUGUGCUCUGGCUUUUCAAAUGAUACACCUGAGCUCCCUUUACUUAUACCUGUGGUUCUACUCUGCUGCCUCCAAUGUAGAUCAAAUCCAGAGCGAGCUGAGCCUCUCCAAAAUGGAGUGCGCAGGUACCUCCAGCUCCCAUCUGACCGAACUGUGCUGAUAGUCCAUGCAAAAGUUGCUCAGAAAUCGUAUGGCAGUGAAAAGAGGUUUUUCUGCCCUCCACCUUGCGUUUACCUGACUGGACCAGGAUGGAAGUUGAAGAAGGAGGACAUGAAAGGCAAAGAUCCAACAGAUUUGAAUUCCAAAGUAUGUGGCUAUAUAGGACUCGAUGGCACAAGCGGCAGCCACGUGGAGACCCAGAAGCUAAACUUUGAGGAGCAGCUAGAUUCCAAGGUGUUCAGCUGUGCCAAAGCUCUGUACAUUUCAGACUCAGACAAGAGGAAGCACUUCCGGCUGGUCGUCAAGCUCUUCUUCAGCAACGGGCUGGAGAUCGGCACAUUCCACAGCAAGCUGAUCAAAGUGAUCUCCAAGCCCUCCCAGAAGAAGCAAUCCCUGAAGAAUACGGACUUGUGCAUUCCGUCCGGGUCCAAGGUCUCCCUCUUCAACCGCCUGCGCUCCCAGACUGUCAGCACCCGGUAUCUUUCGUUUGAGGGUGGCGCCUUCACAGCAAGUGCCAGGCAGUGGGCAGCCUUUACACUUCAUCUGGCGGGUGAGUCCCAGGGUGAGUUCCCCCUGCGAGAAGGAUACAUUCACUAUGGUUCCACCAUUCGCCUCAUCUGUACAGCCACCGGCAUGGCCCUGCCCCCUCUGAUCAUUCGGAAAGUUGCUAAGCAAUCAGUGAUGUUGGAUGUGAAUGAACCUGUCUCCCAGCUGCAUAAAUGUGCAUUCCAGCUGCAUGGCACUGACCGGAUGUACCUCAGCCUAUCCACAGAGAAAGUGGUCCAGUUCCAGGCAUCACCAUGUCCGAAGGAAGUGAACCGGGAGCUGCUGAACGACAGCUCUUGCUGGACCAUCAUUGGGACGGAAACAGCAGAAUACACAUUCAGUGACUGCCUCACUGGCAUUCAGGAUCCUGUGAGCCCGGUCCCUCUCAUCACGGCUCUGGAGCUGGCAGGUGGAGGGGACGUGGCGAUGCUAGAAGUGCAGGGCGAGUACUUGCAUGCAAACCUGAAGGUUUGGUUUGGAGAUGUGGAAGCUGAGACCAUGUACAGGAGUCCCAAGGCUUUAGUAUGUGUUGUUCCUGAUAUCUCUGCAUUCAGCCGUGACUGGAGGUGGCUGAGAUACCCCAUCACUGUCCCUCUCCUACUGUUAAGGAAUGACGGCCUGAUUUAUUCCAGCACUUUCAGUUUCACAUACACACCCGAGCAGAGUUUCUUCACUGGGCAACCAAUCCUGCCAAAGGUGAUGCAGGAUUCCGACACCUUGCUUGAUACCAUCCAUCAGGAGUUCACAAAGACCAACUUUCACCUCUUCAUGCAAAGUUAGAGAUGGUGCUCUGUGUUUGCCAGGAUUCAACAGGAGUGCAGAGGACAAGGGGAUGCACAGAGCAAAAGAUUUGGCUUCCUGUGAAUCUUAGCUUUAAUUCUCAUGUCUUAUUUAGGCCUGGGCGAUAUCUGGUUUUCAACGUCAUGAUAUAUCACCAGAU